AUGACACUAGCUGAAAUCCAGGAUGCCACAUUAAAGGAUCCAACACUACAAAAGCUUGCUGAAAUUAUUCGCUCUCAACAAUGGCACUCGGUCCUCGAUACAGAUAAUUCCUGUCCUAAUGACAAAGACAAGUACAAUUUAAGAGAUCUCAAAGCUUUCCACAAAUUUCGUCACGAGUUGACUGUUACUACAAACAAUGAUAUUAUCCUCAGGGUUUCUCGCAUUGUGAUGCCCACUACCCUGCGCCGCCGAGCUCUUGAACUAGCCCAUGAAGGACAUCAAGGGCUUAUCAAGACAAAACGAUUACUACGCGAAAAGAUAUGGUUCCCUCGCAUUGAUCAACAAGCAGAAGAAAUGAUAAAGCACUGCCUUCCUUGCUAA
Messenger RNA from Paramuricea clavata, 381 nucleotides. NCBI's taxonomy places the organism in Eukaryota, Metazoa, Cnidaria, Anthozoa, Malacalcyonacea, Plexauridae. The record is from the annotation of a GenBank genome assembly.